Molecule: messenger RNA, 3531 nt
Organism: Cololabis saira (Pacific saury)
Lineage: Eukaryota; Metazoa; Chordata; Actinopteri; Beloniformes; Belonidae
Product: centrosome and spindle pole-associated protein 1-like
Exons: 28
Coding region: 96-3335 (1079 amino acids)
Biological process (GO): positive regulation of cytokinesis
Cellular component (GO): spindle pole; centrosome; microtubule
Source: RefSeq, a predicted model, not a curated record
UUUAAAAGAGACUCCCAGGACUAGUCUGGUCUGCAGUGAAGGAGUCGCUCCGUCUCUGGUGAACCAGCUGGGGUCGGUAACUUUCCCAAGUGGAGAUGGAAGACGAGCUGGAGAACUUCAUCCGAGAGCGCAAGGCGCGAGUGCUGGAGGACAAAGCAUAUCUGGGACCAGACCCUCCCUACAUGGAAAUCAAGGCCAAACCAUGUGAAGCCUAUGGGUCAACUUUUAAGGAGAGCCCCCCGCACAUAUUUACAACACAGGAAAAAGAUAUCAAUGGCUCUGUUUUGCAAGAUGACACUUGCGUUGUUGGUCUACCCCUGGGUGUGGAUUAUGAGAAGAAGAAGAAAAAGCUGCAGCACGAGCUCCGAAUGGACUACAGGCGCUACAUGACCCAGAGAAAGCACUUUAACUCUGGUGAUCCUGGAUCUUUCCACCUGUGUGACAACAGGACGUCCAUCAAGCAGCAGCCACUUGAAGGGCAGGCAGUGUUUCCCCAACAACUGCGGUUGCAGAGUGAUGCAGCCACUCUAACAGAAGACGGGAGGUUGUUUAAAGAAGACACAGGGCCGUCCCCGGUGCUGCUCACGCAUCCUGACUGGAGGCAGAGGCCAGAGAGAGAGUUCAGAGAUGAGCUGCUGCUGACCCAGGGAAGAACACACGCUGAGGACAAGAGCCAGUCCAGGAAAAGGGAUGGCGGAGACGAGCGGGACAAACCAGGGGCUCAUAUGAUGGAAGGAAGGAGAUUAAGAGCACUUGGCAAAACUGAGAAUGCUGAGUUUCUCACUGGUCUCAUUAUAGGAGCAGCAGAUACGUGUGAAGCUCUGCAGAAGAGGAAAGAGCGCUACAGGCGGGAGCUGGAGGAGCAGAUAGCUGAACAGCACCGCAACAAGAAGAGGGAGAAAGAUUUGGAGCUGAAAGUUGCUGCAACGGGAGCAAAUGAUCCUGAAAAACAGCCAGACAGAAUCAGGCAGUUUGGACUGAGCAAGCGAAAAGGUCCUCCGGUUAGUCAGCUUUCAGCACCGCAAGAGAGUGGAUCCUCAUCCAAGGCUGUACUCUACAACGAGGAGACUGAAGCUAACGGAAGGGAAAUGCCUCGUCUGCUGCCACACGUGGCCUUCCCGUCCCCGUUGCUGGAGUACAGCUCCAGCCUCAGCCGGGGGGACGGCGGCCCGGCCCCCAACAGCCCGUCUGAUGCCCCGCACUCUUUCCACAGUGACACAGACAUGGCCAGAAAUCCUGUGUUUUUUCCUCGUCCUUCUGUGAGUGAAGCUUACAGAAACCUGAAUGGGGAAUCCCAUCACUACUACAAACCCAGAAACACGGUUGACCCCAGUAUACCCUACUAUGAACGUUUAGCUCUCCCUGGUGCUGGGUUUCCCGUAUCCUACUGGACUGCACCAUACGGGGGAGCCGUUCCCAGCCAGUUUGGCCACCAGAACCAUCACACCCAGCACAGCGGUUGCACUUUUCCUGAGUCUGCAGUUCACAGGUCCAACAAGGAGACUGCUUUUGUGGAUCCCCAUGUUGGGUCUUUCCCUCCAGAGAGACCCAGAUCAACAAGGGACAACAUCCUGAACUACAGAGACGCCCUCAAGCAGCAGAUCCAGGAGCAACAAGAGCGCAAGUGUCAGGAGAGGGAGGAGGCAGCGCAGUACGAGGCCCGGCUGGAGGCCGACAUGAGGAACCACCUGCCCUGGGGGAGAGGGGGGGGAGGAGCCCCGCUCAAGGACAGCAGUGGAAACCUCUUCGCUGACCUCAACCAGAUGCACAAACUGAACGAAGAGGCUUACAGCAAGCCGGAGCAGUGGCUGAGGAGAGCCAGGGAAGCUCGCCAGGCAGAACCGCUGGUACCGGAGUGCAGCAACCACGACACCGCUGACAGGCUCCCUGGCUUCACUCAUGUCCAAACCCCGCAAUUUCCCCGGUGCAACGUGUUUGCUAACCACCCCAACAAGCAGCGGCUCCAGGAGCAGGACAAGUACAAAGCUUACCUCAAACAGCAGAUCGAAGAGAAAAUGUGUAAAAAAGCAAAGGAGAGGGAACAGAUCAGAAUGGAGGAGGAAAAAGAAGAGAAGAGACUGGCAGAGCAACGGGCACGCAUCCAGAGGGAAUAUGAGGAAGAGCAGGAGAGGAAGAAACAGAAGCAAAUGGAGCAAAAGGCCAAGAAUGAGGAACUGAUUCAGCUUGCUGAACAGACAAAAAAGGAAGCAGAAAAGAAAAGAAUGGAGAUGGAAGAGAAGGAGAAUGCAGCUCUUCUGAGACAGUAUGAGAGCAAGAGACAGACACGGGUGGAGGUUCACAGGGAGCCUUCGCCUCCAAUUCCUGCUCUGCAGAAGAAGCCUGGGCACCACUGGGGCCCCCCCAGGCCCCCCACUGUUGAGAGCCAGCGCUCCACAGCCCCCAUGUCUGACCGGUCUUUGUCCGGACUCCAGUCCCCUCCUGUCCCUGCCUGCAGGAACCAGCUCAGAGCUGCAGGCGACACCAGUGACGUGUUCAGCGGGCUGUCAGCGCUGCGUCGUCAGCUUCAGAGCGAACAAAAACGUCUGGAAAGUCAUCUGGAGCAGGGCGACUGGGAGGAGUUAGACUCGCCAAUGAGCAUCAGACCCCGGGAGUAUCCAGCGGUGGAUGUGUUUGACAUGGCCAGGCUGCGGCUCCAGGCUCCGGUUCGAAGGCCCAACUCUAACGUCGGCCACAGAAACCCGUUUCAUGUUCACGACAACCUCCCGCUGAAAUACACGGAUGCAGGACUGCGGCUGGGCUGCCGUGACGACGGUGGACUGGAGGACAGAGACGGGGCCAGCAGGAGGAGCCAGGACGACAGAGACUCGUACCAGCGCUUCAGCAGCCAGAGGUCCACGGCCCAGGAUGAUUAUUUUGACCUGUCCCCACCAGAGCAAAGGGAUGAUCUGAGGAGUGUGAGCAGGGGAUCUACAGGUGGUCUUCUACUCGAGUCAGAUAGCGCUUUUAUUGACCCCCUCGGCGACGCCUGUCCUGCAGCCCACACUCCAGAACUGGAGGCCAUCCAUCGCCAGCUGUCGGCCAGGGAGAGGAGGAGGCUGGCUAAACGCUCCCAGGGCCCCCAGAACCGAGCUCCGUCCAGCCGGGCCUCUGGGCACCGCAGCGACUGCUUCACCUACUCCAGUGAGAAGCAGGAAGCAGGACGAGGACCCCGGGGUGCUCCUAGCGAGGACUCUCCCUUCCAGCCUUCCCCUUAUAGUUUUGACCACCGGAGCUCGCUGGAAACUCUGGCCACAGAUCCCUGGAUGCGGCCAAGAGCUUCAGGAACACUAAAGCGUUUGAAUCAAGCCCUGAGGAGAGAACGUUUGAUCACGUAACACAACUCACCAAAUCACCGGCAAGCUUUGGUUUGUGAACCAACUGAACUCAUUGCUUUUAUGACUAGCUGAAAAACUAAGGUAUUUUAUUGUUGAAGUAAUAAUUUUAAAUAAAUUAUAUAUUAAAUGAGAUUUUUUUUUAAGUUUUGUGUUUACAUUGUUUCAUUCCUUAGGGAAAGAAAAUAAACUUAUUUAA